Miscanthus lutarioriparius is the source of this 1467-nucleotide messenger RNA. The record is from the annotation of a GenBank genome assembly. NCBI's taxonomy places the organism in Eukaryota, Viridiplantae, Streptophyta, Magnoliopsida, Poales, Poaceae.
AUGGCGUGUGCUACCCUUUCGUUGCUAGACCACCUAUUGAUCACUGUAUUGCUCGUCCUCGCUCGCGACAUUAUCACAGCCGGUGUUGUCAUAGCUCCACCUCCCACUCCUCUACCUCUUCCAUGGCUACGUGCACCCUCUCCGACUCCUCGUCCUCCAGGUCUUGGGGCCCCUGCUCGCACUCCUCUUCUUCCUCCCCCUCGGACAGGCACCCCGCCUCUAACUCCUCUUCCUCGUCCAUGGUUGGAGGCACCUUCUCCAGCUCGUGUUCCUCCACGGCUAGGAGCACCCUCUCGUACUCCUAUUCUUCCUUCUCCUAAGCCCCCUCGCACUCCUAUUGUUCCACCCCCUCAAAAGCGCACUCCACCUUCUAGUCCUCCACCAUGGUUAGGGGCACCACUUCCGUCUUCUCUGUUUCCUCCCCCUCCACUUCCUCCACCACGUUUGGGGACACCCCUUCCAACUCCUCUUCUACCUCCUCCUCAAUAUGCGGCUGAUCCUCCUCCUCCACCACCUAUGGGUGGACCCAAAGUGCCAGCUCUGAUUGCGUUUGGAGAUUCAAUCGUGGACACCGGCAACAAUAACUACCUGACAACUGUUGUCAAGGCCAACUUCCCGCCUUACGGCAGGGAGUACCCUGGCCACAAGGCCACCGGCAGGUUCUCCGACGGCAAGAUCACCGUGGACUUUCUAGCGUCUGCGUUUGGGUUGAAGGAGACGCUCCCGCCAUACCUGAACAAGAACCUCACCCUGGAGGACCUCAAGACCGGCGUCAGCUUCGCGUCGGCGGGGAGCGGCUACAACAACGCCACGUGCCGGACGUCGUCCACCAUGACGAUCGAGCGGCAGCUGCAGCUGUUCGCCGAGUACAAGGCGAAGGUGGGGACCAUCUCCGAGAGGGCCCUCUUCGUGGUCUGCUCCGGCAGCAACGACAUCGUGGAGCACUUCACCUUCGCCGACAGUAUGACCUCGCCGGAGUACGCCGAAAUGAUGGCCCGGAGGGCAAUCGGCUUGGUCGAGGCGCUGAUCGGCCAGGGCGCGCGGCAGAUCGCGCUGACCGGGGCACCGCCGGUGGGUUGCGUGCCCUCGCAGCGGCGCAUGGCCGGCGGGGUCCGGACGCAGUGCGCCACGGACCGCAACCAGCUGGCGCUCUUGUUCAACCGGAAGCUGAGCCUGGAGGUGGCCAAGCUGUCCGGAAAGUACCGCGGCGUCAACAUCUUCUACGUCGACCUCUACUCCAUCGUCGCCGACGUGGUCCAGCGCUACCAGGCCCUCGGGUUCAAGGACGGCAAGGACGCCUGCUGCGGCUACGUCGGCCUGGCGGUGGGCCCGCUGUGCAACGUCGGCAGCCGUACCUGUCCGGACCCCUCCAAGUACGUGUUCUGGGACAGCUACCACCCCACCGAGAGGGCGUACAAGAUCAUGAUUGAUGACUUCCUUAGAAGAUACACCAGAUACAUACACUAG